Molecule: messenger RNA, 987 nt
Organism: Phytomonas sp. EM1
Lineage: Eukaryota; Euglenozoa; Kinetoplastea; Trypanosomatida; Trypanosomatidae
Source: the annotation of a GenBank genome assembly
AUGCGUCUCGCGUACCGUGAGACACUGUAUCUCAUGGGGGUCCUCCCCAGCUUGGCCCGUGGCGUACACACCCUCGCGGUGGUUGACAGCCCACCGCCGCCAACGACGGAACUCAAGUUGGGGUGCCCUCCUUCUCGCGAGGAUCUCGCAAAGUUUUUUCAGGUUCCCUUGUCCAUCCUUGAUAAAAUGGAGACACCGCGCCAGACGCUCUUUGGUGAGAUUAAUCUGGCGCGCACCAGAUACGCUCCGCUUAUCAACUCGAUCACCAGCGACGUCGAUUUUCGUAUGUUGGAGAGGCAGGUCGGGGCCCGCUAUGAUGGAGAUCCUACGAAUCUCCAGGCCCUUCCAGGGGCUUUCAAGCGUUUUCGUGAGACUCAGUGGGAAGAUAUGACAAGCCUCAUGACUUUUUAUGAGGAGGUUAUGUACCCUAUCCGCCUGAAGGAUAAGGAGCUCAAGAGCCAUGAGCUUGCUAGUUAUUACAUCAAAGAUGUCCUUAAGCGCGGCCUCACUGCCUUCAAACAGGAGUUCCUCGACCAACAAAAGGAGGAGUACGCGCAGAUCAAGGCACGCAUCGACGAAUGCACGCUGUCUAUCAAAGUCGUCGUAGAGCAGAUCUUUGAUACGGCUCUGUGCAACGAUAUAGCGAAUAUCCUUAGGAUUGGUGGGGAAAAGCACGAGCACGCGCAUGGCAUGUGUCUCAAGGUGCUUAGAGAUAUGACCAUGAUGAAGGUUCCCUACGAUGACAUCACGUACACCAUUUUGCGGGCGGCAUUGUUUAAUGACGGUCCGUUCGAGGACUCCCCACUGUUGUUCGAUCUAAUCGAGUCCCCUGAGCGUGGUGAGAUCAGUCUGAGCAAGGAACCUCUCACGAAGGUUAGCGAUGGCAUAUUGAGCUUAAUUAGCACCCGCCACCAGACUCCACUCGAUGAUGGUGCACUCCUGCACUCGACAGAGACGCACCCCAAUUUGCAGCGUUCACCUGAAUAA